Ilex paraguariensis (yerba mate) is the source of this 372-nucleotide messenger RNA. NCBI's taxonomy places the organism in Eukaryota, Viridiplantae, Streptophyta, Magnoliopsida, Aquifoliales, Aquifoliaceae. The record is from the annotation of a GenBank genome assembly.
UGCUUGUGGCAUAUGUUUUUAACUGAACUUCUACAUGGUGAUGCGACUGGCUUUGGUGCAGGGCUUGAGGACCCAACAAGGAGUAAAUACAAGCUUCUCCUGAGUCGUUCAUUGAUUAUUACUUCUGUGAUCCCUCCUGAGCUGCCAAUGGAGUUAUCAAUUUCUGUUAAUACAUCUUUGAUUGCACUGGCACAACGCGGGAUAUUCUGUACAGAACCUUUCCGAAUUCCGUUUGCUGGGAAGGAGUUCUCUGGAGUUGGUGGGUUGACGAGUGUAGAUUUAGAGACAGAUAUGACUAAACUGCAGGCCCGUACUGUGGAAAUCCUUGCUUCUUGUCAUGCCUUGGUUUUUGUGGACAACAAGCUGGUAUGA